AUUUGCAGGGUUAUGCUGUCUCCAAAAUGCUAGCUGAGAAGGCAGCUUGGAAAUUUGCCCAAGAAAAUAGCAUUGAUCUGGUCACUGUCAUCCCUUCCAUCAUUACUGGUCCUUCUCUUACUUCAGAGGUUCCCCACAGCAUUUCUCUCUCAAUGUCCCUUGAUUACAGGUGCUGAACCGAAACCUAUAUACAUAUUUACCAACUUCUUUAUUUGAUCUGGACAAACAUGUGGGGAUUUUCUGAUGGGGUGGUGUUGCAACAUUGGGCAGCGAAUGAAUCCCUCAUAAACGGUAUGAAAGGGAUGCAAAUCUCCAUGACUCAUGUGGAAGAUGUCUGCUUGGCCCAUAUCUUUGUGGCGGAGAAAGCAUCGGCUUCUGGGCGAUACAUCUGCUGCGGUGCUAAUAUCUGUGUACCUGAGCUUGCCAACUUCCUCAACAAAAGAUACCCUCAGUGCAAAGUCCCAACUGAUUUCCGAGACUUCCCCUCUAAGUCCAAGAUGUUACUCUCUUCAAAGAAACUUGUUAAAGAGGGAUUCGGUUUUAAGCAUGGGAUUGAAGAAAUCUAUGAUCAAUCCAUGGAGUACUUGAAGGCUAAGGGACUAUUGCAAAAUUGAACUCUUAAUAAUCGGGGACUGUAGAAUAUUAUGAGAGUUCUUACACUGAAAAUGAGAAUUUAUGACAAUAUUAUAAUAUUUUUCAAUGAAAUAAUUAAGAUAAAAGGUUGGAAAGAUUGGUCACUUUAUUUUUCUCUUGAGUACACAAGAUCAUCCAUGGUUAAGAUUAAUGGCAAAUGAGGAC
Molecule: messenger RNA, 798 nt
Organism: Vitis vinifera (wine grape)
Lineage: Eukaryota; Viridiplantae; Streptophyta; Magnoliopsida; Vitales; Vitaceae
Product: anthocyanidin reductase ((2S)-flavan-3-ol-forming)-like
Exons: 2
Coding region: 228-614 (128 amino acids)
Molecular function (GO): anthocyanidin reductase activity; oxidoreductase activity, acting on the CH-OH group of donors, NAD or NADP as acceptor
Source: RefSeq, a predicted model, not a curated record